AUGACCCCUUCGCCCAUGGCGUCGUCACCUAAAACAUCUGUGCAUAUGGCAAAGAAGAAGGAUAAUGAUGUCACAAUCCCGGAGAUUGUCUGGACCGAUGACUUGGUCUGGCAGCUAUUGGUGCAGAUUGAACUUUCGGAGAACAGAGUCAUGCUUCUAGGCAAAUGGAAGAAGGGCGAGAACACGUCAGGAGAUAGCAAAGUGACGGUAUAUCAGCGCAUGGCGGCUGCCGUUUUCCUGCAAUUGCACAGCCAGAAUGCUGUUGCAAUGGGGGACCGAGUCAAACGAAAGUACGAGUACUUAACGAAAAAAAUACAAGGGAUCCAAUCUGACGCGAACGGCAAUGUCUCCGACAAUGAAUUUUUCAAAUACUAUGUCCCCGCUGAUGGACCCGAUGCAACCACAACUCCGAAAGCACAGUGUAUUUGGGCCAUCACUACUGGUGUUGGCCCACAUGGCAGGAAGACUGUGCACUACCAGCCUCCGAGUGAUGAUGAAGGACCAGAACUUGCAUUGGAGAAUUUUUCGCAGAUCCAGAGCCUCCACACAGCCCUUCAGAAUGAAGCAGCACAGCGUGGAAUCUCGCCAUCUUUUGAGUCUCCUUUUGAUAAUAUCAUAGAUCCUUCUGACUUUUCUCAACCUCUUUAUGAUGUCGAUGACAAGGAGAAUGAUCCUCCUCCAUCCUUGCAGUCAACCCCUACCCCAACAACUAAGCGAGCUCCGAAAUCUUCAUCAAUGUUACAAGAUAGUCUCACCAAAGUGAGACAAUGGAUCUCCAAGGUGCCGAAGAAGUGGACCCUUGAUGAGACACUCAUUGACAUGCAGAAGGCCAGUUUAGAUGCUAUCAAUGCUCGUGCUACAGCAGAGAGGAAGCUUCAAGAGCGCCAACUGCUGCUCAAAGAGUUCGAGGCCGGAAUUUGGGAUGUUGACGAGUAUUGUGAAAAGCUAUGUGAACUGAUGCAUGACAAGGCUGAGCCUGUGAAGCGUGCUCGUUACUCUCCAGAUUGGCCAGAUUUUGAUUAG
Molecule: messenger RNA, 1023 nt
Organism: Suillus paluster
Lineage: Eukaryota; Fungi; Basidiomycota; Agaricomycetes; Boletales; Suillaceae
Exons: 7
Coding region: 1-1023 (340 amino acids)
Source: RefSeq, a predicted model, not a curated record